Molecule: messenger RNA, 939 nt
Organism: Balaenoptera ricei (Rice's whale)
Lineage: Eukaryota; Metazoa; Chordata; Mammalia; Artiodactyla; Balaenopteridae
Product: olfactory receptor 9I1-like
Exons: 1
Coding region: 1-939 (312 amino acids)
Biological process (GO): G protein-coupled receptor signaling pathway; sensory perception of smell
Cellular component (GO): membrane
Molecular function (GO): G protein-coupled receptor activity; odorant binding; olfactory receptor activity
Source: RefSeq, a predicted model, not a curated record
AUGGCAGAAAAUGGCACUGUGGUGACAGAAUUCAUUUUGAUGGGGCUCCAGCUGUGGGCAGAGCUGCAGACAGGUCUCUUCUUUGUGUUUCUGGUCCUUUAUCUCAUCACCAUAGGAGGUAACCUGGGGAUGAUAGCACUGAUUCAGAGUGACCGUUGCCUCCAGACCUCCAUGUACUUCUUCCUCAGCCACCUUCCCUUCCUGGACAUUUGCUAUUCUUCUAUUAUUGUCCCUCAGUUGCUGGAGACCUUGGGUACUGAUCAGAUGGUCAUCACCUUUGAGCACUGUACCAUCCAGUUCUUUGUCACACUCUGUGCUAGUACUGAAUGUGUCCUUUCGGUGGUGAUGGCCUAUGACCUCUAUGGGGCCGUGAGUAACCCUCUCCUCUAUGCCACUGCAAUGACACCUCAGACCCGCCUGGGAUUGGUGGCUAGGGCAUAUGGUGGUGCCAUGGUCAAUUCUGUGAUCCGCACUGGGUGUACCUUCUCCAUCUCCUUCUGUAAGUCCAACCAUAUGGAUUUCUUCUUUAAUGACCUCCCACCUCUGCUGAAGCUUGCCUGUAGUGAGACCAGACCACGAGAACGGGUGAUCUACCUCUUAGCUUUCUUGGUCAUUACAACCAGCGUUUCAGUGAUUUUUAUAUCCUACCUGUUCAUCAUUCAGGCUAUUCUGAAGAUUCGUUCAGCUGGUGGCAAAGCCAAGACUUUCUCUACCUGUGCUUCUCACAUAACGGCAGUGGCUCUUUUCUUUGGGACACUGAUAUUCAUAUACCUGAAAGGUAACAUGGGAAAAUCCCUUGGGGAGGGCAAGACUGUGUCAGUAUUUUACACUGUGGUCAUCCCUAUGCUGAACCCAAUGAUCUACAGCCUGAGGAACAAGGAAGUGAAGGAGGCUCUGAAGAGAGUUCUCAACAGGAUGAAGGUUUCCCAAGUAGAGUAA